Molecule: messenger RNA, 3925 nt
Organism: Chelonia mydas (Green sea turtle)
Lineage: Eukaryota; Metazoa; Chordata; Testudines; Cheloniidae
Gene: CTNNA1
Product: catenin alpha 1
Exons: 18
Coding region: 272-2989 (905 amino acids)
Biological process (GO): cell migration; cell-cell adhesion
Cellular component (GO): adherens junction; actin cytoskeleton; catenin complex
Molecular function (GO): actin filament binding; structural molecule activity; beta-catenin binding
Source: RefSeq, a predicted model, not a curated record
CUCAGCUCUUCCUGCGGCGGCCGCUCCGCCCGCAGCCGCGUGGGCAGAGCUCCCAGCCUCUCACCUGCGCGGGGCGGGCGGUGCCGGGAAGAGCCGGCGGAGCUGCAGGGGGAGGUGCCCGGAAAAGCCGGCUAGGCCGUCGGGGGAGGUGCCCGGAAGAGCCCAUUUCCUCCUCUCCAGUCGGGACGGGUGCGGCUCAGAGACAAAGCGGCUGCGGCGGUUCGGGGCUCAGGAUCCACCGGCGCCUCCUUCCCGUCCGGGACCCGCAGAAAUGACUACUGUUAAUGCAGGCAGUGUUAACUUCAAAUGGGAUCCCAAAAGUUUAGAGAUAAGAACACUGGCAGUUGAAAGACUAUUGGAGCCCCUGGUAACACAGGUUACAACACUAGUUAAUACCAGUAACAAGGGUCCUUCCAACAAAAAAAGAGGACGUUCUAAGAAAGCCCAUGUUUUGGCUGCAUCAGUUGAACAAGCAACAGAGAAUUUCUUGGAGAAGGGAGACAAAAUUGCAAAAGAGAGUCAGUUUCUUAAAGAGGAACUAGUGGCAGCUGUGGAAGAUGUUCGCAAGCAAGGUGACUCAAUGAAGAGUGCCUCAGGAGAGUUUGCAGAUGAUCCCUGCUCUUCAGUGAAACGAGGGAACAUGGUACGAGCAGCCCGUGCUCUCCUGUCUGCUGUUACCCGGCUGCUUAUCUUGGCUGACAUGGCGGAUGUCUACAAGCUACUUGUUCAGCUUAAAGUUGUGGAAGAAGGUAUCCUGAAAUUAAGAAAUGCAGGUACUGAACAGGAUUUAGGAAUACAAUACAAAGCGCUCAAACCAGAAGUGGAUAAGCUUAAUAUAAUGGCAGCCAAAAGACAGCAGGAAUUGAAAGAUGUGGGCCAUCGUGAUCAGAUGGCUGCAGCUAGAGGAAUUCUGCAGAAGAACAUUCCUAUACUUUACACUGCUUCUCAGGCCUGUCUGCAGCACCCAGAUGUAGCAGCUUACAAAGCCAACAGGGACUUGAUUUACAAACAACUGCAGCAGGCGGUCACAGGCAUCUCAAAUGCAGCCCAAGCCACAGCAUCUGAUGAUGCUGCCCAACAGCAAGGAGGAGGGGGAGAGCUGGCUUAUGCACUUAACAACUUUGAUAAACAAAUUAUUGUGGAUCCUUUGAGCUUCAGUGAGGAACGUUUUAGGCCUUCCCUGGAAGAGCGCCUGGAGAGCAUCAUUAGUGGAGCAGCCCUAAUGGCUGAUUCAUCCUGCACACGUGAUGACCGACGGGAACGCAUAGUUGCAGAGUGUAAUGCAGUGCGACAGGCCUUGCAGGAUCUACUUUCAGAGUACAUGGGGAAUGCUGGACGCAAAGAAAGAAGUGACGCGCUGAAUUCUGCAAUAGACAAAAUGACUAAAAAGACCAGGGACCUGCGUAGACAGCUCCGCAAAGCUGUUAUGGAUCAUGUGUCCGAUUCUUUUCUGGAAACCAACGUUCCACUUUUAGUGUUGAUUGAAGCUGCCAAGAAUGGGAAUGAAAAAGAAGUUAAGGAGUAUGCACAGGUUUUCCGUGAACAUGCCAAUAAGUUGAUUGAGGUUGCCAACUUGGCCUGUUCCAUCUCAAACAAUGAAGAAGGUGUGAAACUAGUUCGCAUGUCAGCAAGCCAGCUUGAAACUCUCUGUCCUCAGGUUAUCAAUGCUGCAUUGGCUCUGGCUGCCAAACCACAAAGUAAACUAGCGCAAGAAAACAUGGAUCUCUUCAAAGAACAAUGGGAAAAGCAAGUCCGUGUAUUGACAGAUGCUGUAGAUGACAUUACUUCCAUCGAUGACUUCCUGGCUGUUUCAGAGAAUCAUAUUUUAGAAGAUGUAAACAAAUGUGUCAUUGCUCUCCAAGAAAAAGAUGUUGAUGGUUUAGACCGAACAGCUGGUGCAAUUCGUGGACGUGCAGCUAGAGUCAUUCAUGUUGUAACUUCCGAAAUGGAUAACUAUGAACCUGGAGUCUACACAGAAAAGGUGCUGGAAGCAACAAAGUUGUUGUCCAAUACAGUUAUGCCCCGUUUUACUGAGCAAGUGGAAGCUGCUGUGGAAGCACUUAGUUCUGACCCUGCUCAGCCAAUGGAUGAAAACGAAUUUAUUGAUGCUUCACGAUUGGUGUAUGAUGGAAUUCGGGAUAUCAGAAAAGCUGUACUGAUGAUCAGAACUCCUGAAGAGUUGGAUGACUCUGAUUUUGAGACUGAAGACUUUGAUGUCAGAAGCAGAACAAGUGUUCAAACUGAAGACGAUCAGCUCAUUGCUGGCCAAAGUGCAAGAGCUAUCAUGGCUCAACUCCCUCAAGAGCAAAAAGCUAAAAUUGCUGAGCAAGUAGCAAGCUUCCAGGAAGAGAAGAGUAAAUUGGAUGCUGAAGUAUCAAAAUGGGAUGACAGCGGUAAUGAUAUUAUUGUAUUGGCAAAACAAAUGUGUAUGAUUAUGAUGGAAAUGACAGACUUCACCAGAGGUAAAGGACCACUAAAAAAUACAUCAGAUGUGAUUAGUGCUGCCAAGAAAAUUGCAGAGGCUGGGUCAAGGAUGGACAAGCUAGGACGGGCUAUUGCUGACCAUUGCCCCGAUUCUGCCUGCAAACAAGACCUUCUAGCCUAUCUACAGCGUAUUGCUUUAUACUGCCAUCAGUUGAACAUCUGUAGCAAAGUUAAGGCAGAAGUUCAAAACCUUGGAGGAGAACUGGUGGUCUCUGGGGUGGACAGUGCUAUGUCUCUGAUCCAGGCUGCAAAGAACCUGAUGAAUGCAGUGGUGCAAACUGUGAAGGCUUCCUAUGUGGCAUCUACUAAAUAUCAAAAGUCCCAAGGAAUGGCUUCCCUGAACCUUCCUGCUGUGUCUUGGAAAAUGAAGGCUCCAGAGAAGAAACCUCUGGUCAAGAGAGAGAAACAGGAUGAAACUCAAACCAAAAUCAAAAGAGCAUCCCAGAAGAAGCAUGUUAAUCCUGUGCAGGCUCUCAGCGAGUUCAAGGCAAUGGAGAGUAUUUAAAGAGAAGUUUUUCCACUACUGCUACUUCCAGAACUUUACUUUUAAUAUUCUAAGGAUUUCAAAAGUUUACUAUUCAUUAAAAUGUAUUUACUUAAUAUAAUUUGGAUAACUUUGUUUAGAUUACAUGGGGAAAUACUCCAAAUUUAUAAAUUCAAUCAAUACAACCUCAGUCUGCAAAUGUUUUAAUAUUAGGUUGCUUUUAGACUUCAGGGGCAUAUUUCUAGGUGACAAUUAUUUUGUAUAACUGUGCUAAACGAAAAUAUAUCCUAUAACCAAAGAAUCUUACAGUAACACUAAUCAUUAACCUUAAUAGUUGGAUCAUGUUAUGCCUUUCAGUGACUGCAGUUUUACAUUGUGAUCAAGAGGAAAACAUCACUCAAAAGAGAGAAUUAAAUUACUGAUGGGUGCAUUCAUGUGUUCACAUAUGGUGUGUGUAGGGGAUAAACUUUGUGUGUUAGAGUAUGAGGAUAGCAGGUGCUAGCUGUGCUUCUUAUACAAUAAGGCAGCAGUGGAAAAACAUCUGGGAAAGUAAUACACUGUUGCACACUUUUCUGACCUUUUGAUUUUUGGGUUUGAUUUUUCUUUUUUCAUUUGGAAUAGAACUUUUUGUUGCAUUUGUUUAAAAUUGCUGUUUUCCAAGAUACUACUUGAGCUGUGGGUAUUAGAGCUAUUUGACAGAAAAUGGUGAGUCAUGCCCAUUAGAGCAUCUUGAGGGUAAAGUAUUUUCUGGUUACUUUGCAAUAGGCCUUUUGUUAAGGGUUUUUCAUGUAUGUCUCUCCAGGAGGAGAACCCAUAAGAAAUUCAGUAAAACAUAUAAUGCAUCAUGGAGGAAACUGAUUACUUUUUUUAUGACACAAAAUGAGAAUUUUAAUGCUUGGUUACAAAUUACUAAUGUACUUUGCCGCAGGACACUAAUAAAGUUGCUUUAUCAGCUGG